Molecule: messenger RNA, 3334 nt
Organism: Rhineura floridana
Lineage: Eukaryota; Metazoa; Chordata; Lepidosauria; Squamata; Rhineuridae
Exons: 12
Coding region: 17-2761 (914 amino acids)
Biological process (GO): immunoglobulin production; immune response
Source: RefSeq, a predicted model, not a curated record
AGAUCAUUCCUCUGCAAUGUCCAUCAUGGGCUGGUCUUCCUUCCUUCUGGCCCUCGCUUACGGUUCAGGUUCUCUUGCUCAGUAUGUGCUGAUCCAGCCACCAUCGCUCUCUGCGUCCCCGGGGCAAACUGUGGAACUCACUUGCUCAGGAGAAAAGUUUGAUAAGUACUUUGUGCACUGGUACCAGCAGAGACCUAACAAUGCCCCUCAGCUGGUUAUAUACAAAGACAAGGAAAGGCCUGCCGAGAUUUCAGACCGCUUUUCAGGAAACAGCUCUGGCAGCACAGCCACGUUAACCAUCGCUGAUGUCCAACAGCAAGAUGAGGCUGACUAUUACUGCCAAGUUUGGGAUCGUGUUGGCAGACAGAAACACAAUGCUACAUCCAGGAGGAGAAGUUCUAUUGCUCAAUAUGUGCUGAUCCAGCCACCAUCAGUCUCUGCGUCCCCAGGGCAAACUGUGGAACUCACUUGCUCAGGAGAAAAGGUAGAUGAGCACUAUGUGCACUGGUACCAGCAGAGACCUAACAAUGCCCCUCAGCUGGUUAUAUACAAAGACAAGGAAAGGUCUGCCGAGAUUUCAGACCGCUUUUCAGGAAACAGCUCUGGCAGCACAGCCACGUUAACCAUCACUGAUGUCCAACAGCAAGAUGAGGCUGACUAUUACUGCCAAGGAUCUUUUGCCCAGUAUGUGGUGACACAGCCCCCAUCAGUGUCUGUGUCCCUGGAAGAGAAUGUUCAGAUCACUUGUAAAGGGAACAGCAUUGGGAGCAAGGCUGUGCACUGGUACCAGCAGAAACCUGACAAGGCUCCUGUACUCACAAUAUACAACAAUAGCAACAGGCCCUCCGGGAUCUCGGACCGAUUCUCCGGCUCCAACUCGGGCAACACAGCCACCUUAAGCAUCUCCAGCGCCCAAGCCGAGGACGAGGCCGAUUAUUACUGCCAGGUGUGGGAUAGCAGCACAGCUCACAGUGAUGCAGGCAGAGGGGGAAAUUCCAACAAGCACCAAGGCUCCGGGGUCCCCCCUCGUUUCUCUGGCUCCAAAGAAGCCUCCAGUAACGCCAACUAUUUAACCAUCGCUGGAGCCCUGGCAGAAGACGAGGCUGAUUAUUACUGUGCCUUCCUCUUUCUCCCGCGCGUCAGCUGGGCAGCGGUGUUUGACCGGCUGCCUCGGCUUGCCGGCUGGCUCUGGCGCUGCGGCGCUGAGCCUGCACGUGGCUGCUUCCUGGAGUUCUCCCUCAUCGCCUUCCUUUUGUUGGGCCCCCUUUUCCCGCGCGUCAGCUGGGCAGCGGUUGCAGUGUUGCUUGCUAGCUCUGCUGCUGCUGCGCUGAGCCUACAUGUGGCUUUCUAUAGGACUUCUCACACUUUGCCUUCUGUUGUUGGCCCCUUUCCGUUUGUCAGCUCUUCCUGGAGCUGGCUGUUUGCAGGAUCUUUUGCCCAGUAUGUGGUGACACAGCCCCCAUCAGUGUCUGUGUCUCUGGAAGAGAAGGUUCAGAUCACUUGUAUAGGGGACAGCAUUGGGGGUAAGCUUGUGCACUGGUACCAGCAGAAACCUGACAAGGCUCCUGUACUCACAAUAUACAGCGAUAGCAACAGGCCCUCCGGGAUCUCGGACCGAUUCUCCGGCUCCAACUCGGGCAACACAGCCACCUUAAGCAUCUCCAGCGCCCAAGCCGAGGACGAGGCCGAUUAUUACUGCCAGGUGUGGGAUAGCAGCACAGCUAUCUUCGGCGGCGGGACCCAGCUAAGCAUCUUAGGUCAGCCAACAGCACCUCCGACUCUGAAUGUAUAUCCACCAUCCCAAGAUGAGAUGAAGACCUCAAACAAAGCCACCGUGGUGUGUCUAAUUGAUGGCUUUUACCCGAGUCCCAUCCAGGUUAGCUGGCAGGCUGAUGGCAGAGCCAUCUCGUCUGGAGUGGAGACAACCAAAGCCACCAAAUUGAAUGAUAAGUAUGUGGCCAGCAGUUACCUGAGCAUGCCUGUGGGAGACUUUGAAGAGUGUGACAUAUUCACCUGCCAAGUGUCGCAUGAAGGGAAGACCUUCCAGAAGUCAGUGCAGAAAUCGCAGUGUUCCUAUGAGAUGAAGACCUCAAACAAAGCCACCGUGGUGUGUCUAAUUGAUGGCUUUUACCCGAGUCCCAUCCAGGUUAGCUGGCAGGCUGAUGGCAGAGCCAUCUCGUCUGGAGUGGAGACAACCAAAGCCACCAAAUUGCAUGAUAAGUAUGUGGCCAGCAGUUACCUGAGCAUGCCUGUGGGAGACUUUGAAAAGUGUGACAUAUUCACCUGCCAAGUGUCGCAUGAAGGGAAGACCUUCCAGAAGAGAUGCUCAUUUCCUAUUUUGCCUCUUCUUGGAGUCAUGCCUUUGCACGGAAGGUUUUUGCAUAGCCGUGUUCCACUGUGGUACAUCUUCGGUGGAGGGACCCAGUUGAAUGUCCUCACUGAAGCCAAGACUCCUCCUACCAUACAUCUCUUCCCUCCAUCCUCUGAGGAGAUAGAAACCCAAAAGAAGGCCACUUUAGUGUGUCUGGUGGACGGCUAUUAUCCUGCCACAGCCCAAGUCACCUGGAAAGCUGACGGCACUGAGAUCUCAGAGGGAGUGCAGACAAGUAGACCAACCAAACACAGCAACAACCUCUUUGCGGCCAGCAGUUACCUGUCCAUGAAUGCCACCGAUUGGAAGAGACACGAAAUCUACACGUGUCAAGUUACACAUGAAGGGGAGAACUUUGAGAAGGCAAUCAAUCAUCUGGAGUGUUCGUAAUUCUUUGCUGUUUACCGUCACUGCCAGUUCCUGAAUCUUUGGAAAGUUGGGAUCAUUCAUUCUGGAAAUUUCCCAUAGUGCUGCUGGAUCAGUAGCAAAUACAAUACCAUUUCCAGAUACUUUUGCAACCCAUUAUGUUUUCUCCUCGGUAUUCUUUCUGCUUUCUUAGGCUGUAUCCAGUGUACUCUGUUCACUUGCACAAGGGCUGUUGCGCUAGCAGACGGGUGAGUUUUAAUAUCGCGCAGCAGAGGAAUCCAACCCAACAGUUGUGCUAGUGGAAACCCGUUGCAUCAAGCAUUGUGCAAUCUAUUGUGCAACCAAGUUACCAGCAACCUGCUUAUGCAUUCUCUUGCGCAACCAUGUUCCGCCAGCACAAAACUUAAGUGGCUUUAACUUAGCGAUACUCUGGGUACAACCCUGAGUCUUUGACACAGCCUCGUGCUAAUUAGUACACUGAUGUUCACAGAAGCAUUCAGUCAUCGCAGUCUCCCUUAUUAUGCUUACCCCCUCCCUUUUUGGACCCUUAUGUUGCUUCCAUAACCUGCAAAUAAAAUCUAAACAGUUAUCAUUCAA